This is a messenger RNA of Erythranthe guttata (spotted monkey flower), 2307 nucleotides long. RefSeq names its product two-component response regulator-like APRR1. Gene Ontology annotation, molecular function: protein binding. Lineage: Eukaryota; Viridiplantae; Streptophyta; Magnoliopsida; Lamiales; Phrymaceae. The record is from RefSeq and is a predicted model, not a curated record. Gene Ontology annotation, biological process: cytokinin-activated signaling pathway; phosphorelay signal transduction system.
UUCCUCAGAUCCAACGUUCGAAACAUAGACAGGUGGUCAAGCGCAUAUUAGCACUCCCCACCAAUAGCCGUUGAAAAAGCGGCCAUGAAAAUAUCUUUCUUUUUCAAGUGGUGCUGCGGUGUAGUGUUUGCAUAUUCAGAAUUUUCAACCACUAGAGAGAGAAACGACACCAUGAGAAGACUUCAUUAUCCACUCUAAUCCGUAUUCUUCUCUGUGUGUGUGUAUAUAUACAUAUACAUAUACAUAUACAUAUAUAUCGAUAUAGAUACAUACAGUCCGAACGGGUCUGUCUAGCGUGCGCUGGAUCCGGGUCGGGUCAAUUGUGGACUUUCCACUGUUCCGCCGAACUUCCAUCUCAUAAAUCCUCUGUUUUUUUUGGGGAUUUUUCUGAAUAAAAAGUGAAGCUUUGAAAAAAAUAGCUGGAUUUUUGUGGCUGAUCUGUAAAAUGGGACUUCUCUUCGGACUUUUGCAGUUCCGGAAGACGAAUUCAGUAUCGAUUAGGUCAGAUGAGGUGUUUUUUAUUCCUCUGCAGGCUGUGAAUUUUAUGGAGUUUCUCUAGCAUCGAUUUUUUUCGAUUAUUUUUUUGGUGGAUUUAAUAGUUUUGUAGCUAGGGUUUAAUCGUUGGGGAGGGUGAUGGAGAAGAACGGUGAUGGAUUCAUUGAUAGGAGUAAAGUUAGGAUUCUGCUUUGCGAUAACGAUGACUCGAGUUCUCAAGAGGUUUUUACACUUCUGUGUAAAUGUUCUUAUCAAGUGACUUCUGUAAAAUCACCGAGGCAGGUGAUUGAUGCACUGAACGCUGAGGGGCCUGAUAUAGAUAUCAUUCUUUCUGAAGUCGACUUACCUAUGUCUAAAGGAUUGAAAAUGUUGAAAUAUAUUAUGAGGGACAAGGAGUGGCGGCGCAUUCCUGUGAUCAUGAUGUCAGCUCAAGAUGAGGUUGCUGUUGUUGUCAAGUGUCUGAAAUUUGGAGCAGCUGAUUAUCUGGUGAAGCCGUUACGUACAAAUGAGCUCUUAAACCUGUGGACACAUAUGUGGAGAAGGAGGCGAAUGCUUGGAUUAGAAGAGAAGAACCUCGUGAGUUAUGAUUUUGAUUUGGCUGUCUCGGACCCAAGUGGUGCAAAUACCAACAGCACUACUUUAUUUUCUGAUGACACGGAUGACAAGUCUAGAAAGAGUACUAAUUCAGAAACAUGUGUUUCAACUCGGCAAGAGACUCAGAUGAAUGCUACUGCUGCUCCUAUCGAGACUGUGAGUGCAGCUACUUUGGAUUGUCAGCCCAAUGUCCCAAGACUAAAUAAUGAUAUACAGAGAGGACAAAUGUCACCAUUUCCGAAAAACAAGGAACUGAAGAUAGGCGAGUCUUCGGCAUUUUUAUCGUACGUCAAAUCAAAUUUUGACACCCCCAAAAUCACCCGCCACGUAGAGAAGAAUCUCUCCAUGGAAAACCAUUCACAAGCCGAUGAAAUUUCCCAAAAACAGAUGAACCACACAAACGGGGAGUUCUCUCGGGCCCCACAUUUACAUUUAACAAACAAUUUUUACCCCAACGAUUUAUCCGGUUACUACAAUCACACUACCUAUCCUUAUUACAUUCCUAACCAUGCUACUACUCCCGCUAUAAUCCCUCAUCAAUACAAUCACAUCCCAUAUUAUCCACCACCUUUUCAUAAUAAUAAUAAUAAUAAUAAUAAUAAUCCUUACUACCCGUUUGGUGGUAUAUGCCUACAACCAGGCCAAGCGCCGACCACUUCGUUUGAAAAAUCGUCCAACGAGGGUAAAGAUGAUCGAAGGUUGGCAGCUUUGAUGAAGUUCAGGCAAAAACGGAAGGAGAGAUGUUUUGACAAGAAAAUUAGAUAUGUUAAUAGGAAGAAACUUGCGGAACGUAGGCCCCGCAAUAGGGGCCAGUUUGUCAGGAAGGUGAACGGGGUUAAUGUUGAUCUUAACGGUGAGCCUGCUUCUGCGGAAGAUGAUGACGAGGAAGACGAAGAUUAUGAAGAGGAGGAUCCUUCGAGUAUGGAUGAUGCUUCGGUUUUAUUACGAAAAUGAACUCGUGAUUAUGUGCAAAAGGUAUCUUUCGAUUAUUCUUCUUAUGUUUCGGAAAGAUUCUGUCCUUGUUGCAUGAUUUGUUGUAAUUUCUUGAAUUCUAAACUUUGACAUAUUGGAAAAUGACUUUUGUAUGUGAAAUUUUAUUUGCACACUGAAAGCUGAAAGCUUGCACCUUACUUGUUGUGUAAUACAAUCAAUUAUAUUGUAGGUUGAUGUAUCUCAAAAUAUUUGUAAUUUAUCUGACUGUUCGAAUUUUUUAUUUAU